UGCGUAUUGCAAAAAAAAUGGCAUGAUCUUUUCCGGGUCAAAAAAAUAGCACCGCCGCGAAUUCGAGCUAACUAAUGCUAGUUGUCAAUCAUUAAGUCGAACCCAAGAAGGACGAAAUCGGACAUAUAAACACCCAGUGAAUCACAUCCAAGGCCGUCCUUAUCCAAACACAUGACACAGCGAUGCCGGGGCUCAGCUGCCGAUUCUACCAGCACCGCUUCCCAGAAGUGGAGGACGUGGUCAUGGUGAACGUGAGGUCCAUCGCUGAGAUGGGUGCCUACGUCAGCCUUCUGGAGUACAACAACAUAGAGGGCAUGAUCCUCCUGAGCGAGCUGUCGCGUCGGCGUAUCCGCUCCAUCAACAAGCUCAUCCGCAUAGGACGCAAUGAGUGCGUGGUCGUCAUACGAGUGGACAAAGAGAAAGGAUACAUUGAUCUGUCAAAAAGAAGAGUUUCACCAGAGGAGGCUAUCAAGUGUGAAGAUAAAUUCACAAAAUCUAAAACGGUGUACAGUAUCUUGCGCCACGUUGCCGAAGUGCUGGAGUAUAGCAAAGACGAGCAGCUGGAGAGCUUGUACCAGCGCACGGCUUGGGUCUUUGACGAAAGGUACAAGCGGCCGGGAUACGGCGCCUACGAUGUCUUCAAACAAGCUGUGUCUGAUCCUUCCAUCUUGGGUGAUCUGGACCUGACAGAAGAAGAGCGAUCUGUGCUUAUCGACAACAUCAACAGGAGACUCACACCGCAAGCUGUCAAGAUCCGCGCAGACAUUGAAGUUGCAUGUUAUGGCUAUGAGGGCAUCGAUGCUGUGAAGGAAGCGCUGAGAGCAGGACUGAGCUGCUCUACGGAAGCCAUGCCCAUUAAGAUUAACCUGAUUGCUCCGCCUCGCUACGUGAUGACCACCACCACUCUGGAGCGCACAGAGGGCCUCUCUGUCCUCAAUCAGGCCAUGGCGGCCAUCAAGGAGAAAAUUGAAGAGAAGAGGGGCGUCUUUAACAUCCAAAUGGAGCCCAAGGUGGUGACAGACACAGAUGAGACAGAGCUGGCCAGGCAAUUGGAGCGGCUAGAGAGAGAAAACGCAGAGGUGGACGGAGAUGAUGACGCAGAGGAGAUGGAGGCCAAAACCGAGGACUAGAGAAACCUGCAGCCAGUCAAUCCAGCAAACAUCAACUGCUAUUAAAAGUGCCUCUUUGGGAUUUUUAGCAGCAGUUUUCCAUUUACUCGCCUUGUGUAAGAAGGUAUUCAACACAUGGAGUUGUGUUCAUGGACACAAUGUGCUUCUGUUUUUAAAUAACAUCAGCGACCUUCAAACAAGUAUUGGUGACGAGGGAAAUAUGCAGGCUCAGCUAAUCGUUCAGUGGUGACAUUUACAGGGUUUUCACUGUUCAGUUCUACCCUUGUUUCUUCGUCAGCAUCAAUAAAAAAAAUCUUGCUCUCAAUGGA
Molecule: messenger RNA, 1438 nt
Organism: Corythoichthys intestinalis (scribbled pipefish)
Lineage: Eukaryota; Metazoa; Chordata; Actinopteri; Syngnathiformes; Syngnathidae
Gene: eif2s1b
Product: eukaryotic translation initiation factor 2, subunit 1 alpha b
Exons: 8
Coding region: 183-1130 (315 amino acids)
Biological process (GO): translational initiation
Cellular component (GO): eukaryotic translation initiation factor 2 complex; eukaryotic 48S preinitiation complex
Molecular function (GO): translation initiation factor activity; ribosome binding; RNA binding
Source: RefSeq, a predicted model, not a curated record